AAACCGGACAGACAAGACACACAUCACGAACAGAGAAGAAUAGGACACGCCACACGACAAGAUCGGCAGAAGGUCAUGGAUCCCACCCCCCCAGGUAUCCCCACUAUGGUGACCUCCGUGGGCACCAUACCCACAGAAUCUGGACUCUCGGUGCCUAGGUAUACGGACCUAGGCCCGCAAACGUUGACACACCAAACACCAGCCAUAGCCAUUGCCUCAGGGAGCGCAUCAACCUUUCAGCACAACGACGCCACUGCCACUCAAACUGUCAGCCAAGGCCACACAACCUUCCAUAAUUGGGGGUACACGGGCCCCCCCACCCAGACAGGCCAAUUCACCACACCAACGCCAAGCCAUGUCACAGGGGAACAGGCUACAGGACACCCAACCAACACAGGAUGGCCCCUUGGGCCAACAGGUCAAACUCAACAAGGUAGGCACAAUAUACCUUACUCCCCCUUGGACCAGCAUGUGUCUAGAACCUUGCGACAAAAGAUAUGGGACAAUGAAUACGUUUCGCUUCGAGAUUUGCUACCCCACACUUCAAACACUUUGACACCCUUCGACAUCGUGGAGGACGAGCAAUUCGUCCAACGCAAGAAGACAGACGCGGAAGGCAACCUGACCCUCAUUUUGGCCCCUGUCACAAAAAAGAGAUCACCACUAACCUUCACACAAUGGCAAGUAGCUUUUAAUAUUUUUUCGGCCAUUUACAUACAAAAAUUUCCUCAGCAGUCACUCAACCUUCUACAAUACAAUAAUCGCAUAGUCGAGAUGUACGCAAACAAGGGCUCCCUCUGGCUAUCCUACGACGAACGCUUCCGGGCCAACUUUAAGUCCAUGGGAUACAAGUGGGAGGUCCCCGACGCAGUGCUACUGGCCGAAAUCACCUUUAUCCAAAAAGCCCAGGAACAGCCCUUUCGCCAAUCCAAAACCUGCUUUCGCUGGAACAAAGGCAUCUUCUGCGAUGCCAAGGCAUGCCACUACGGACACAGGUGCUCCAUUUGCAACGCCUCCCACCCAGCCAACGCAUGCCCAAAACAACAAGCAGCUCAGGGGCACUCAGGCACCAACAACCACAGAGCCACGCAGAGAUUUCAACCCUACAAGCGUCCCCUACAAUUCAACCGCAGGCGAUAAGACACUGCAGUCCCUUAUCAGAGACAAUUCACAUGGUUCGUCCCUGUCCGAUGACAUCGUUACACCCAUCCAUGCCCCCAAACUCAACCUUGCACUCGA
Lingula anatina is the source of this 1239-nucleotide messenger RNA. RefSeq lists its product as uncharacterized. The record is from RefSeq and is a predicted model, not a curated record. NCBI's taxonomy places the organism in Eukaryota, Metazoa, Brachiopoda, Lingulata, Lingulida, Lingulidae.